Messenger RNA from Malaya genurostris, 5295 nucleotides. It is a transcript of the gene pico, whose product is annotated as amyloid beta A4 precursor protein-binding family B member 1-interacting protein. The transcript is spliced from 5 exons. The coding region runs from base 586 to 3678 and encodes 1030 amino acids. Lineage: Eukaryota; Metazoa; Arthropoda; Insecta; Diptera; Culicidae. Gene Ontology annotation, biological process: signal transduction. The record is from RefSeq and is a predicted model, not a curated record.
GGCUAUGAGAAGUUUCGGCUAUGUUUUUUUUAAUUUAUGCCACAGUUUGUUUCAUUCAGCGUAGUUGGAAGGUUGUAGUUCGAAGGCUCUUGUGAAUUCAAUGUAUUUUAGAAUAAGUUUUCGUUAGCAUUUUCGUAAUCUUUAAUCUCAAUGAACAUCUGGACCGUCACCGAAAAUGUUGACAAAUAUUUAAAUGUUGAAGUAUGUUGGCCCAGUAUCAGAUAGACAGAAUGGAAAAUUUGCAAUAUCUACGUAGGAUAACGUGACAGUGAAAAUUUUUUCUUACGCACAGGAUAAAACGUAUACGCCCAGUUCAGGAGUAGUGCAUGGUGACUUAUAUUCUCAACAAAUUAGAAGAAAAGAUUCAAGAUAAAGUGAAAUCAUUACAAUAAAAAUUCGCAAUGUAAAACUCAACACAAUGGUUACAUUUAGUGUGAUUUGAUAUCUGAAAGCAAUAUCAUGAACAGCGAAAACAUGAAAAAGGGGCAAUCCAGAAGAGCUGAUUUUUCUGACAAAAUGAUAACGAUUUUUAUGGUGAAAGAAACCAACACCUGCAAUUAAAAGUAUAUUUGAUAGACCUAGGGCAUGCUCACGAUGAUGUCGUGUUCAACCGAGGAUCCGGAUAAACUACUGAACGAGUGGCUUGGUGAACUGGAAAAUCUCAUAGGCGGCUUAGAGAUUUCAAACACAACCGUUGCCUCAUCAGUUGCUAGAUUACGUCCUAAAAGUAAUACCUCUACCGAACGCACCGAUUCGUACCGCUUUUCAAUGGCGAACCUGGAGGAAACACAUGAAGCUGAGUUGGAUGCGAUUCUAGGAGAACUUAGUUUGCUGGAGCAAAGAGGUGAAUUGCGCCAAGGUAGAAGUCAUUGUCGAACCAAUUCCACGAUUUCAGCAGCUACAAAUACUACUAUAUCUUCUGAAAGUGGUUGCAGUAGCGUUCCUGACAGUACUGCAAGCAUAAAUAGUUUACGUGAACCUAGAACAGAUAGUCCGGACAAUGACUCCGCAUUCAGUGAUACCGUUUCACUCAUGUCGAGUGAAUCCUCGGCUUCCAGUAGUGUAAGUUCACAUUUGAAAAAUUUGCAACAGAAUGUUCAAAUUACAGUAGAUUCUGGAAAGCAAGCGAAAAUUCAUCUAGCAUUGCAAAAGUUGGAGCAAGCUACAGUGCGACGACUUUUUGUGAAAGCUUUCACGGCAGAUGGCGCAUCAAAAUCGCUUUUGGUGGACGAAACUAUGACCUGUGGACAUGUCACACGAUUGCUUGCUGAUAAGAACCACGUUCAAAUGGAACCAAGCUGGGCGAUUGUGGAACAUUUACCGGAAUAUCAAAUGGAGAGAUUAUUCGAAGAUCACGAACUGCUGGUCGAUAAUUUAAUGCUGUGGAGCAGGGAUUCUAAAAAUAAAGUUUUAUUUCUACAACGUCUCGACAAGAUAUCUCUUUUUAAGUCACCAGAAUUGUUUCUACCAGGAACACAAAUGGCCCCUGGGAGUGAUCAUGAUGAGCACACUAGGGUUAUGCUUCUGGAUGAAUUUUUCUCUAGUUCCAAUCAAAUCCCGCUGGAGGGACCGCUAUAUUUGAAGAGUGAUUCUAAAAAGGGAUGGAAAAAGUAUCAUUUCGUACUUCGUGCAUCUGGUCUGCACUACUAUCCGAAGGAGCAAAAAGUGCGUUCAGUAAAAGAUCUUCUUUGCUUGGCACUGUUUGCCGGUCAUGAAGUUUAUCGGGGUUUGGGUUGGAAAAAGAAACACAAAGCACCAACAGAUUUCACCUUUGCACUGCGAUGCCCCAAAGUUCCCCCAAGCGCGAAAGGAAUACGAUCAGUGAAAAUGCUAUGUGCUGAGGAUGCAGCAACACUGGAAACAUGGGUCACGGCAAUUAGAGUUACCAAGUAUGGUAAGAAAUUACUCGAUAACCAUCGAUCGUUGACAGAAGAUUUAGCCCGGGAAGAAUUGGACAAGCUCUCGUCGGCUCGAAGUGGAUCCAUAGGGAGCAUAGUAUCAUCAGUUCCAUCUCAGUGCAGUAGUGGCAGUAGUAACAGCAGUGGUAGUGGUCCCAACCAUUUAGUUCCUGUUCACAAUAAUGGUCGUUUAUCUCGGGCAUCAAGUUCCAGUUCAAGUGGUUGUUUAUCAGAUGAGAACAACGGUUUCGAUUCUGAUUUCCCUACUGGAACAAUUAAGCGAAAACCAUCAAUGAAACCAAACUUACCGUUGACUUCAAUGACCAGACAGCUGAAAGAAGUAGGCGAAACUACGCGAUUAAACGAAUCGUCACCUACCUCACCGGAGCGAGGAGGAACUCUAACUAGGCGUCACAGUCGACGAAGAAGUGAAGAGAGUAACAAUAGUGGAACACUUAAACGUAAGUCCGUGAAUAAUCGUGGGUCCGUAGAAAGUAUGAGUUCUGCAGCUUCGACACCGACACCAACACCUACUAAUAGCGUUCCAGGAACUCCAGUAAAUCAACAACAGAUGCCAACAUUAGUCAUAAACAAUUUAUUGAAUAGUAUAAAUAGUUCUGCGCAACGAACUAGUAUAACUCCUCCGACUCCAACGAAACCAGUAACUUCCUUGGAGGCCAUGCCUUCUUGUAUGACUGAUUCAACAUUCUCACUGCCGCCUCCGCCGGAUGAUCUCGGCACAAAUUUUUCAGGUUCAAGUUUAUCGUUGGAUUCACUUCCCCCGCCACCUCCACCAAAUGAGUUAGAUAAUAAUUUCAGUGGAUCUCAGUUGUCAUUAGUUAGUGUUCAAAUGCCAUUGCCGCCCCUACCCCCACCCCCACCAAAUGUAGUCUCCGUGCAGUCCCUCCCAAUUGUUGAAGAGAAAACAAUGAUAUAUCAAGCAUUGCCACUAGCAAUGUCCCCGGUUAUUACAACAUCGCAAGCGGUAACUUCAAAUGAAAAUAUUGAAGUUACUAUUAGCAUUAAACAAUCAAUUAUGAAGUUCAACAGCCAAACUCUUCCAUCGCCUAUUACUAACUGUAAUGGUGUAAAAGUCGAACCCAUCUACUCCAAGACUUUGAAACCAUCUGCUUUGAAGGCACCUCCCUAUAAAGCACCACCACCAUAUAACGGAGACGUCUUAGUAGCUCAAACUCAAUCGUCAGCUCCUACCAAGAAUGUUUCUUUUGCCGAUUCACCUGUGCUUCUUAGGCGGAAGGUAUGCUUCGAAGAUGAAGUUCAAGAAUUACCACAUUCGCCACGCAGAUCAUCUCGAGAUAUUUAUUCGACACCGCCAACUCCUCCGCCCAGAGCAGAAGCAACGCGUCUAUCGACUUCCUAUACAUCGCCGAAAAGAUUAAGCGACUCCGCAUCGAAUCCUCCGCGAGAUUUCCUGAAAGAUUUGCAAAGGGUAGUGAAUAAAAAAUGGCAGAUUGCUCAGAAAUGUAAACUAGAGCCUGCUACAACUCCACAUGAAGUACUCGGUUUCAGAGAUUUACCAAGCGAAAAUUAUUCAUCACACUACUACAGAGAGUCGGCCAAUGUUAGUCACUGGGUCCAAGAACAUUAUGGCUCCGAAGGUUUAUAUGAGAAUCUAGGAAAUAAUGUGGGGAUGGAGCCGACUUAUCCGAAAACUCAACUUGUAGUAAGUGGAUUGAUCAAAAAACGACCUCCACCACCACCUCCCAAACGAAGUGAAAAGACACAGCUAACGACAACGGCAUCGCAGCAAAGAUUAUAAGAUUGGGCCCUUUUCGGGAUCUCCGACUGUUUGAUGACAGUUCGGAGGACCGUUCAUUGCAAACGGAUGUGUAAUGGAUCCGCAUGUAAUGUUAGUGAAGUAUAAUGUAAAUAAUGCAAUGGUUUUAUGUGCAGAUGGAGGCAUUAGAUUUUAAUGAGUUUGGUUAGUACAGUUGGUGACGUUAACCGGAUACAAUCAGGUUUAACAGAGAAGCAAGAGACUGGAACUAGUCAUAAUAUGACAUUCGCGAAAACGUAGAGAAAGGUCACUAUACAGAGCUGACCUAUACCACAUAGUCCGCCAUAAUGCUGUUGGGUACACUAGAUGUUGUCCAAUAUUACAAAACAGUCAUAAUUGUGAUGAGUUUUACGGUAAUGGUAACAUAAUUUAUUGAUGAAAAUAUCGCAAAUAUUGUGCAAAUAUACUAAAUUGAAAAUAUGUUACACAAACUAAAAAGAUAGAUUUGCUUAUCAAAACUGCAUCAAUUUAUUUUAUGCUUCUUGCGAUCAUAAACUGAACUAUCUAUCUUUUUCUAUCGAAUUUUGUUCAUUUAUAACUAUAGAUGAUGAAUUAGACAUAAAUAUUAUCUACAUGUGUACAUCUUUCGUUCAAUAUUUUGAAUCAAUGAAUACAUAACAGACCUUAAUUUUUCGAAUUCCUUUCGUAAGUUAAGAUAUAUUAUUGGUUUGAUAAAAAUCACAAUUAUGUGCCAUAGGCUGAAAAAACAAAUGCAAAAAAUGCAUAUAUUGUUGUAAACAACUUGUACUAUCUGGAUUUUUUUUUUCAAAUUUAUAUAACAGAUCAGUAUGUAUGAGCUUAAAGAAACUUUGUUAUGGCUCAUUUGUUACGUGUUUUUAGUUUGAGAAACGGUCUAAACAUCAGCAAGCUUAGCUCUAAAUUGUUCUUAUACGACAACUAGUAAAUUCUACCAUUCAUCUACAGAAGAGCAACCAACGGUAACGUAUUGAAAAAAAAACUUAUCUGGGAAACAAUAAUUAUAUUCGAAGUUUUUACAUAUGGAUAUACACAGGCAAUUUUUGAAUCAAACGUUUUGUACUGUCCACAUAUUGGACAAUAAAUUAUAUAGAACAAGAAUAUAGAAAUUGGUGCUUUCUUAAAAGAAUACUAAUGAAAAUAAGUGGUGAAUAAAUCUAAACAAUCGAACAUAAGCAGAAAAAGCCAACCACUAAAUGUUGCUUAUAUCGCAAAGUUAGGAUAAAAUUUGGAAAUCAAUCAGACUUAGCGUAUUCUUGAUCGAAUACCAAAACGUUGCUUUCGUUACAACACUGACAGUCGGAAACAGAAUGGAACAUAAAUAUAUAAUAAAUGUAUCAAAGCGGAAGCAAACAAACCGUCUCAACUAUAUACUAUAAGUUUUUUCACUAUUCAAUAAAACCACAUGUCAUAUGGAUGAUCGUGUUAAGUGAAAAGCGAAAUGGAAAUAACUGAAGGGAAACUAAGUUAAGGAAAAAAGAUGGAUGACAGAAAUUCAAUUUUAUGAAUUUUUAUAAUUAUCUAUACUCGUAAAAUACUUCGCAAUCCUAUCUUCAUUGUAAUGAAUGCGAAUAGUUCGAACAGCGUCAAAUAAACAAAAAAACAAAAAAUAAACGUUUUUUC